Messenger RNA from Perca fluviatilis (European perch), 1520 nucleotides. Its product is annotated as transcription elongation factor 1 homolog. Lineage: Eukaryota; Metazoa; Chordata; Actinopteri; Perciformes; Percidae. Gene Ontology annotation, cellular component: transcription elongation factor complex. Gene Ontology annotation, biological process: transcription elongation by RNA polymerase II. The record is from RefSeq and is a predicted model, not a curated record. Gene Ontology annotation, molecular function: RNA polymerase II complex binding. The coding region runs from base 118 to 369 and encodes 83 amino acids. The transcript has 4 exons.
CACACGCUCUCCUCCAAUCACUUAACGCGAACAGUUGCCGGUGCCGGGUCUUUUAGGAAGUCUUUUCCUCUCUUUACCGCAACGUGUAUCUUCUACAAGCAAAGUUUGUGUGCAGCAAUGGGUCGCCGCAAGUCCAAAAGAAAGCCUCCUCCUAAAAAGAAGAUGACAGGAGAUCUGGACUCUCAGUUCACCUGUCCAUUCUGCAACCACGAAAAGUCAUGUGAUGUCAAAAUGGAGAGAAGCAGAAAUACUGGUAUAAUAUCAUGCACAGUCUGCUUGGAGGAGUUCCAGACCCCCAUUACCUAUCUGUCAGAGCCAGUUGACGUGUACAGUGACUGGAUAGAUGCCUGUGAAGCAGCUAAUCAGUAGCCCUCGUGGAGCUGGAUGUCUUUCAGGAACGGGAUGAGGAUGGGGCUGAUGGUCCUGGGCCCAUUAGGAUCAAGCUGGUCAGAGGACAUUUAUGAAACUUUAAUUGUUCACAGGUUUCCAUGUGGUCACUUAAGAUUUACAGUUGUGUGAACAGCAGUUUCACUUAUUUGGUCUUCAGUAGAAAGCGGCCCUGAAGCCUUCCCUUUGUCUUCUGACAUCUCCCCCUUCUGUGUAAGAUUUCAGCCCACAACUCUAGUUUUGACUCUUGAGAUGUAUUAAAAAAAAUUGAGAGCUUUCUAUUUUCAACAUUUGUUUUUGUAUGGGUCUCAAAAAUCCUUUAGCUUUUACAUAGAAGUUGUGAAUGGAAAACGCGUCCCUCUUUUUAUUAGAUUUUUUAACCGAUAGAUAUUGUCAGGUGCAGAAAUAUAAUUUUUACAAGAGGCCUGUAGUGUAAGUGAAUGGGCUCCCAUAUUGGCAUUUUAAUGUGAAAUCAAUAAAGUAAAAUCUUUUUGGUUCGCAUUAUGAGAAAGCGACAUGGGAAUAUGUGGAUCUUGACAGAAUCGGUGAGUUGGUGCAUUCAAAAGUUGAAAAUAUUACGUUUUCCACACGUUCAUUCUCUAUCGUACACUCUGACACACGCAGCAGGGCCUAAUUGGAGAGGAAACUUUUCAGGUUUCACUGCCAGGCUUUGCAAAGUGUAGGGUGGAGUGAACUUUUUCUUUGGUUAAAUCUUAACACAGUUCAGCAUGAUGUUACGGGUUGUGUGUCCACAGCUCUCCUCAUCCUCAUAAAGACGGUUGUGUCACAACAUUAGGUCAUUCCACUGGAGAGAGGAAUGGACGUGUGAGAUUUAGGCUGAGCUGCUAAGUUCAAAGGUUUUGAAUUCUUAAAUCAUUUAGUUUUUCACUCGAUUGUAUGUUUUUAGCUUACAUGUUUGAGAAAUACAAAAAUUCAUUAAGUACAAAUUGUUAUGAAGCGGACUUUUAGAAAAUAGUGUUUUCUUAAACUGUAAUCAAGUGUUAAUAUUGAGUGCUUAUUUUCCUAUGCAACAGCCUUCGGUGUUAAAUAGCAUAAAAGCACGCUGUUUUAAAAAAAAUGUUAUCAAUUUGAUAAGUGUGAUCUUGGAAAUAAAGCAAUAACACUUAAUACCA